GUGUUUCUCACGGGUCGGGUUCUUGCAAAUCCGAGACCCGAACCCGAUACUACUGAUCCGAAACUUGAGGGCAACCCGAACCCGAAGAACCCGAAACCCGUUUGCAAGGAUCCGAACCCGAACUGGCGGAUCAAAUCCGAAACCCGAACCCGAAAAACCGAAUAUAUUUUAACUUUAAGGGGUGACUGGCUUUUUAGCCUAAAGGUUUCAAACAAACAAUACUUCUGUAAAUAUGACCGAGGAAUUAUAAUUAAGCACAUUUCUGCAUAAGUACAUAACGCAUUUUAAAAUGUGAAUCUUAAUUCCUCGACCAUAAUAAUGCAAUCUCAAAAAAUCGACCAUGGAUAAUGGCUUUCCGUGACAUUCAGAAAUUUUUAAAUCAGUUGAAAACUGAAAAUGAUUUUCAGUUUCAAGUUUCCAAUAUUAAAGUAAGCUCAAGCUAACUAUUUAGCAAAUUUUUGAUAAAAAAAUAUAUUUUAUUUCAAUAUUCAAACCAUAACACUAAUUGAAGACACUUGUGAAAAGAAGUUACGACAAUUAAAAAUUUGAAUUAUUUAAUGAAUUACUGCAGCAUAACCGUCGUAGCAAGUGUGGUUAACACUUUAUUUUCUUUUUUAAUGUUUUCGUAUUCGUUGUGGCAAAAAGUUCUUGUUGGUUCGGGUUUCGGGUUCUUAGUCGGAACCCGAACCCGAACCCGAACCCGAAAGUUUCGGGUUCUGAAAUUUCGUAUCCGAAGCAGGACCCAAACCCGAUCCGAACCCGAAACCCGAAGUAAGAACCCGAACCCGUGAGAAACACUCGAUCAAAAAACAUUUAGACCAAUGAGUGGUACCCUGGACACGAUUAUCACCUCGAAAGUAUCCCUUGUUAGCUAACUUUUAAUUUCAAGUUCUUUGAUGAGAAGCCACUAAUUGUAAGUAUUACCGUGCCGGAUUUCAUGUUUUUAACGCAAUUUCUAAAAAUAGAUAUGGAUCACCUCUCUCCCAAAUUUCACUUCGAUAUGACGAUUUUGAAAAAUCAGUAUGGGUCACCCCAUAGGGUCCAUCGAGAUUAAAAUUGUUCCAACCUAAAUUCAGUUUUUUCUGUUACAAUCCACUAGCAACCUUUGUUCCAAAUUUCAACUACGUACUACAAAUUUUAGAAAUCCGUCGGGUCACCCUAUCGGGUCUCCCAGGUUUAAAAUUUCUGAAACUCCAUUCCAAUUUAAACGCUUUGAGGUCAGUCGCAAUCUUCAUACUAAAAUUACUGAAAAUUAUUACUAUAGAUAUUUUUCAAGCUACAAAUAUUUUACUUGCACUUAAAUAAUUUAACCUGCUCUAAAGGUUCUUGGUAGUUAAGGGCAACGCAUUUGGAUAGUAAUGACCCCCACCGGCCAACUACUUGGCCGAUCAUGCCCAUCUCCGAACUCAUCCUUACUUUUGACCCGAAGAUGAAGUGUGCAAAAUUUCAAGUCGAUAGCUUUUGUUUAAAGAGAGUUAUCGUGCGCACAGACGGACGCACAGACGGACGGACAGACAGACAUCUUGGUAAAUCUAUAAGGCCAUCUUAAAAGGCCUAAAACUAUGACACAAGUAGAUAAAACUAUAUACUUAACCUAAAAAAUAUCUAAUGGACUCAAUACUGUGUUCGCUUGCACGAUUGCUUGACAUUUAGUAUCUUGUUUUGUGCUCAAAAUAAAAUAAUUCGCAAAUAAUAUGCGUGGGUCGAUCCGUGUCUACUUUGACUAUAUAGAAAGAAAGAACUUAAAAUGCUAUCCACAAACAUACCGCUGAGGUGCAACAAGGGUAGGCCUCAAGUAAAACCAUAUUUUCAGUACCCGAUCGGGAAGAGUCCCGGCGACUUCGACCCCCUUCCACCAAAGGAAGUUUCAUUCCUGCCAAGUCCGUUUUACAUUUUUACUACAUUUUUUAAAAAUAUUCAACGUGAUAUAAAAUGCAAAUACGUACGUAUAGAAAACUCUUUGGCCUAUUGGAUCCUACUUGAAAUUCUGCCUGUGGUAAUGGGCGUCAUAAUUUUCUCCUUCUUUCUAAUCUCCUCCAGUUUCAUUUUGUAUGGCGUCGUUCGUGGUUUCUACACCGAUCGCAUGCUGCCAAGAAAAAGAAAGAUAUUGAAGAAAUUGGGAAAGUUACCAGAGGAAAGGCGGAGAAAGCAUUUCCGUCGAAGUAAAAGAAAACACGCAAGCAACCACGAUAAGGGUCAAACUGGGUUAAAAACUCAGGCUCCUUCCGACCGAGCUAACGUAGGAUUUUUAACCGCUGACAACCUUUCCAGCAAAGGGGACGUGUCAGGAGGAGAGUCAGAUGAACUGGUCCGACAAGUGAUAUCCUUCUCCACCCCUCCACUCACCAUUGGCAAAAAUCCACAGCUCCCAACUGUUCCAAAACCAUUAGAAAUUCCUGGCCGUCCUUUUCCUGUGCUUCCAGACGCCCCGCUGAGGUCAAGACACGCAGCAACGUCACCGAUACCAAAGGAAAAAAGAGCAAAGCCACCGCCAAUUGAUCACAUAACAACCGCAGCUGAAGCUUCUCAAAGCCUCACAAACCCUCAAAACGACCCACUUCCUACUUUCACCCUCAUUACGCCUUCAAACAAGAGGGGAAACUUAGUGGUCAACGAACCAGGCGAUCUCGAAAGCGGCAAUGAACAAGGAGGGAUCCAGUCUGGCGCAAAGGACAAGAACAAGACACAUCCGCACACGCAUUUGCAAGGUCAUGGUGAAGGAAAGCUCGUGGGUUUGGGUGAUAAGACGGGCGUCAACAAGGUGGACGGUCGGCAGUUCCAAGCAAAACAUGGAGGAGGAGGAGUGACUUUGAGUGCGAAUGCCGAGCCAGGAGGAGGAAACGAGCUGCACCAUCAAAGGAGAAAGUCUAAAGUGAGGGGACGAGCAGAACCCCAAGUAAGAAAAACAAGCCAGUAAAGAAGAAGCAGGUCACUUGCAUGCAUAAUUUAUUGAUUGCCUUAGUCUGGCCCAACCAUCCAAUAUUGAUUAUGUGCCUAGAUGUUUAUACUGUAAAUAAAGUUUUUUUAAGUAAUAUAGUUUAAACGUUAAUAUUUUUUGUACUGUUAUCGCAUAAAGGCAUAAAUGACCUUCGUCCCCGCAUUGCAAUGACGCUCGUGUAUUAUAAUGAACAGAAUGUAUUAAUUUUGUUGCUACGGGUCCAAAUAAAAAGAACGCAGGGCUUAGAUGCAUAUCUGAACAACGGUAAUAAUUCACAUAUCACAUGUAUCUUCAAAGACGUAUAUUUUCUAGAAUUGUUCCGCAUUCGUAUUUCUCAUCAUUCGUAGCAUGUCUGUGGGGACAGCUAAGCCACGGCGUCAGUCAUUUAGGAUCUAUCCAAAUGAGGUAACUCAUUACUGUGUGUAGUAAUUCGAUGGUGGAAUACCACUGACAAAUUUAUGCUAUAUUAAUAAAAUUAAUGCAGGCGAAAUCUUCAAGAGGAUCAUUUGCUCAAUACAUCGAAGAAUCCGGAGCCAACUUUUUACUCAUCACUGCAAUUGCUGAUCUCUUCAACUUGGCACAUAAGCCGGAAAAUCCGAUCGAAUGGCUUCGUCUCUAUUUUCGACAACUUGCUUCAAAGAGGACAAAUGAGAUUCUUGAUGCUCAAGCCUUAUUGAAGAAAGAAAUCUUGAGACAAGAGUCCAUGGCUCGUGAUCCUCAAAAAUCAAAAUGUUCAUCAAAAAAUGUAUACUAAUAAUUUAUUUUUUUUUAAAUCAGUUAAUUCGCUUGAGAGUGGAUCAACGUCACCUGGAAGGCAAACUGGAGGAGUUGAAAUACGAGGCGAAUCACAUCAAUGUAAUUUCUCCGAAACCAUGUUAUGACGAAGAUUUCCGACGAUACAGAGAUUUGCCAGAUGACCCUCGUUGGAGGAUCCGACCUGACCCUGACGUCGUCGUCACAAAAGCGGACAUAUUGAUGCAAGCCCUUGAAGCUGAACGUAGGAAAUCUCGAGUUUCUCGAGUCACCAUUCACAACAUGCUGUCCGCCGGAAUGAUGCUCUUUCAAGAACCUUCCGCUCCGAACUAUCUCAUCGGCCUCUCCUCCGAAGAGUCCGACCGAGACAGCUACAAAGAUUACCCCAAGUUGUACUUUGGAAUUGAAGAGCCUGCUACCUCAGCAGCACCACAACCAGUUCCCGAAUAAUCGUAAUAAUUUUAAAUCAUUCAUUAGUAAUUGGCAGAAUAAGACGGAUUCAGCUGGCUGUGGAAUAUGCCACUGUUGUAAUUAUGUCUCCAUUAAAAAACAUGCAGCUUCAUAAUUACUGAAGUCUAGUAAUAAAUUAUAUAUAAAAUGUUGUUCAAAAAUUGUGUCAUAAUAUACCUAUGUACAUUCUGUAGGCUGAAAUACGAGUUAGUACAACAAUUAAAUUUUGCUUACUAAAGAUUAGAAAAAAUUAGAUUCAACAAAAAAUGAAUAAAAUAA
Molecule: messenger RNA, 4420 nt
Organism: Folsomia candida
Lineage: Eukaryota; Metazoa; Arthropoda; Collembola; Entomobryomorpha; Isotomidae
Exons: 5
Coding region: 1748-2917 (389 amino acids)
Source: RefSeq, a predicted model, not a curated record